Messenger RNA from Saccostrea echinata, 2220 nucleotides. Its product is annotated as zinc finger protein 862-like. Lineage: Eukaryota; Metazoa; Mollusca; Bivalvia; Ostreida; Ostreidae. The transcript has 2 exons. The record is from RefSeq and is a predicted model, not a curated record. The coding region runs from base 1 to 2220 and encodes 739 amino acids.
AUGAGUUUGUUCAAUUUUGGUUUUACCAGUAAAGGAACGAGAAAUAAAAGACCCCGUGAGGAACAUGAAGCUGGGGAUCAAAAUAACAAUUCCAAAGACGGAACCUAUGACAAGAAGAGAGUUCGCGAAUUCCAAAGCCACUGGCGUGAUGAUAGGCCGUGGCUUGAUUACAAUGAUGAUACGAAAACGAUGUUUUGUUCAUUUUGUCAAAGUUUUCCGAUUACGGCGGACAAGUCAAAUGCAUUGACUAGAGGAACAACAAACCUGAGAAUCGAACCGAUUAAGAUCCACGAGAGUACCCCUGAACAUUUUUCUUGUCACAGAUUAUGGUUGAAGAACAAGGGGUUUGAUGUACCAAAAGCCAAACUAGCUGACACAGCACUAGGAAAGGCAAUCAUAAAAAAGAAGUGUACACCGGAGCAAGCAAACAGAUAUGCUGUCCUUUUCAAUACAGCUUAUGCUGUGGCCAAGCAAGGAAAACCUUUCAGUGAUUUUCUCUAUGUAAUGGAUAUUCAGAGAAAGAAUAAAGUUGACAUUGGUGAACAAUAUUUAAAUUUAGAAGGGUGUAAGCUAUUUAUUAGGUGGAUAACGAAACAAAUGAAACAAGACCUUGUCACAGAAAUCAAAAACUCGCCUUUUAUGAGUAUUUUGUCAGAUGGAAGUACAGAUACAGGUGUUUUAGAACAGGAAAUUGUGUAUGUUAGAUAUGUAGAUGUCAAAGAAAUGAUUCCUGUUACUACUUUUGUAAAUAUUAUAGAGCUUAAAAGUGCAGAUUCUGAAGGUGUAUUGAAUGCAAUUUUAUCUGCUUUGGCAGAUUUAGAGUUUGACAAAGAUAGCUUAAAACAUGACACAGAUGGGCCAAAACUUGUAUGUGCAAAUUUUGAUGGGGCGUCAGUAAAUUUUGGUUCAAAAUCUGGGGUGUUCCAAAAAAUUAAAGAGUUUGUUCCUGAGGUGAUAGGGAUACACUGUAUAGCACACAAGUUAGAGUUAGCUGUUCUUGAUGCUAAUAAAAAAUUUAGCUACAUGUCAACAUUUGAAGCAACUGUUAAGGGUGUAUUCAAAUUUUAUUUUUUCUCUCCAAAGCGCAGAAGAGAACUAAAAGAGAUCAGUGAACUGUUUAACAAUGACUUUGCCCAUCUUGGGCACAUCAAGGGUGUAAGGUGGCUUUCAAGCAAAGAGAGAGCUUUAAAAGCAUUAGUAAAAAAUUUAGAGGCUGUUGUUGCACAUUUGGAACACUCUUUUGAACGUGGUGGUAGGGCAGAUGAUGCCAACAAGGCAAAGGGUUACCACACAGAAGUCACCUCUUUGCGCUUCCUCAAAGUGUUGUAUUUUCUAUUAGACUUUUUGCCUAUAUUGGCAAAGUUAUCAAGAGUUUUUCAAGAAGAGAAAUAUCUUAUUUUUGAGAUUUCUGAACAUGUUGAUAUUGUUUUGGCCCAGCUGGAACAAUUGAAAAGGUCUGAUGGCAAACAUAUGAAAGAGUUUAUUACAAAAUUAGAUUUGGAGAACAGAAUGUUUGGUACAACUAUCAAAUUGCAGAGUAGGGGUUUCAAAUCUGUAGAUUUUAGGAAAGAAAAAGACCUGCACCAAUUGUUAGAUGAUACUAUCUCUUAUGUCAAAUCAAGGUUUAGCAACAUGUAUGAGAAACCCCUCUCACUCCUAAAUAUUUUCAACUUUCAUCACUGGCCUUUAGGCAGGGGGUAUGAAUUAGCUGAGCAUGGGAUGGAAGAAUUGCAGGAGCUAGUUUCACACACCCAGUUUCAGAAUAUAUUGUCUGAGGAUGAGAAAUUGGAAAUAAAUGAGCAAUUUACUGCUAUGAAAAUGUACAUUAGUCAUUUGAGAACAAAUGGUCUGUUAGAUGUUUAUUCUCUCUUUUUAAAAAAAAUGGUUACAGAGAGAGCUGGUGAUGGCAAACAAAUGUCAGCGUUAGAAAAACUUGUGCUGUGGCUCUUUACAGUUUCUCCAUCUACUAGUAGCUGUGAGAGGGGUUUCUCAACAUGCAAUGUUAUUAAAAAUAAGUUGAGAACUGUAUUAACAACUGAAUCUUUGCAAAAUCAAUUAUACAUAAUGACAAAUGGUCCAACUUUAGACCAAUUUCAUGCUGGAAAGUGCAUAGAUUACUGGUUUGCAAACUCUGUUGGCACACCUCACUCCAGUGGACAUAAGUUAAAAAACAGAGAAGAUGAAUCUGAGAAUGACACAUUUCUUAUUUCAGGAAAAUAA